Molecule: messenger RNA, 619 nt
Organism: Salvia miltiorrhiza (redroot sage)
Lineage: Eukaryota; Viridiplantae; Streptophyta; Magnoliopsida; Lamiales; Lamiaceae
Product: protein SMALL AUXIN UP-REGULATED RNA 12-like
Exons: 1
Coding region: 87-446 (119 amino acids)
Biological process (GO): response to auxin
Source: RefSeq, a predicted model, not a curated record
AAAUUAAAACCAUCUUCAUCUUGUGUUAAUUUCCACCGAGAAAAAAAAAAAAAAAAAAAACCCUCAUACCAAAGAGAAAAGUGGCAAUGGCAAACACUAGUACUAGAACGAAAGGCAAGAAGAAAAUCGUCGACGUAUUAAACCUCAAGAGGCUACAAAAGAGUCUACUUUCCGGCAAGAAAUAUUCUUCCGGCGAGGAAAUGAGGGUGCCGGAGGACGUGAAGGAAGGGCAUUUUGCGGUGAUGGCGGUGGACGACGAUCAAUUGGGGCGAUUCAUCGUGCCCUUGAGUUUCCUCACACACCCCACAUUCUUGCGCCUAUUGGAGCAAGCCGCCGAAGAAUACGGCUUCGACCACGACGGCGCCCUCACCGUUCCCUGCCGCCCCACCGAGCUCCAGCGGAUACUGGCGGAGGAAACCCCUUGUAACUGGACCUUCAUGCAAUAAAACACCCAUUCAAUAUUCUUCUACUUCAACCCUAUUUCUCAUUUCGAUCUACAUUUAUAUAUAUUUACUAGCAGAAAUGACGUGUGUUCGCACGUAAAAAUGAAUUAUUUUAAUGAAUAAUUCCCGAUGAGUGUAAAUUUAUAUUUCAUUUCAUAGUAACAUUUAUCAUUUUA